AUGUUCAGCUUUGACGCUAGGAAGUACACCGUCCUCGAACAGCAGCAGCGAGUCGAUGGUGGAGUCUCCGAAAAGGAGGCGAAAUGUGCGUUGUCCGAAUUGAGCGUCUGGGUAGCCCCAGUACAGGAAGCGCUUGCCCGGCAUUUCCUCUACCAGCCGCCAGCAUGUCUUGCUGGCCAGGGCAAAUUCGAAGAGCGUUCGUACCGCAGUCUCGUCGCUUCUUUCACCAAGGUGCAUUAUGUUUCGAAGAAUACGAUCUUGCACCACACUCGGCAGCCCCCGGAAGUCCAUUUGCGAUUUUCUGAAAUGGAAAUGGACAAGCCGGAUAUACUACCUGAACUCAUGAAUUCCAUGGACCUUGGCCUCGAUGGCGACGAUGAUUUUUCAGUAAACGGACGCUCCAAGCGACUCGAGUUCUUCCAAAGCUUGCCAUCCGUGGUGACGCGUACGCUCUUCUCCCACCUCGGCCGGGACCUCAUCAAAUUCGCGCAAACGAGCCGGAAGAACUGGGAACUCGUCUGCACAAGUCGACGCCAGUUUUCCACGGUUAGACUAAUGGGCUGUGACGUCUGUCUAUUGGAGCAUUGCGGGUUUGAACGAAGUCUCCACGAUAAGCGCUUCUGGGGCCCGCUCCUGCACGGCGCUGAAGUCACUACGCUGCACCCAGGUCUUCCCGGCAAUUGUGACUUUCCGGGGCUUCGUGCCGACGUGCUGGCGCUCCAGUGGCCUCACUUUUGGACGGCCGCAGAACUAGAAAGUUACAAGCCGCUGAGCGUCAAAUUCAAAGAGAUCUUGCUAAGCGACCCGACGAGAGAGGAAAUUUCUGAGGACGUGAUCAAUUUUAUACGAGACUCGGCGGAACAGAUCGCCUAUGAAAUUCCGCCAGUCGAGCAAAAGCGAAUGCUUUGCCGACGAUUCAAGAACACGCGCGUGCGAUUCCGCUAUGUCUGGUCGUUUGGUAGGGGUUUCCACGCUUACCAUAAGCGCUUGAUUGACGAAUGGCUGGCCUACAAGCGGGAUCUUUUCUUGAUCACUUCUUGCGCCCAAUGGCGCGACAUCGACAACCAUGCGGAUGAUUGGAAAAAUACCUUCGUUGGAUAUGACGUCCAAUUUAUUGAAAAUCGUCUCGCGGUGAUUACCCGGUCCGACGGGAAAACCGUGACUUCCGUCCUUCAGAUGGGAGAUUUUCCA
Messenger RNA from Mesorhabditis spiculigera, 1191 nucleotides. NCBI's taxonomy places the organism in Eukaryota, Metazoa, Nematoda, Chromadorea, Rhabditida, Rhabditidae. The record is from the annotation of a GenBank genome assembly.